AUGUCGGACCAAGUGGUACAAGAAGCAUUAGGUUGGGCUUGUCAUCAGAGCGAAGCAUACUGUAGCAGGAUUCAGCUUGGGCAAAAUUGUUACUCGCCCAACACUCUCAGGGACCACGCCUCUGUUGUCUUCAAUACUUACUACCAGCAUAACAAGAACCAAGCCGGUUCUUGUGAUUUUCAUGGUGCUGCAGUGUUCACCCACACCGAUCCUACGAAAAGCGGAGGACCAUGGUGUGUAGCCAAUCCUAAGAUGUCGGACCAAGUGGUACAAGAAGCAUUAGGUUGGGCUUGCCAUCAGAGCGAGGCAUACUGUAGCAGGAUUCAGCUUGGGCAAAAUUGUUACUCGCCCAACACUCUCAGGGACCACGCCUCUGUUGUCUUCAAUACAUACUACCAGCAUAACAAGAACCAAGCCGGUUCUUGUGAUUUUCAUGGUGCUGCAGUGUUCACCCACACCGAUCCUAGUAAGAAACUUUUUCUAAGCCAUGUUGUUUAUUAG
Molecule: messenger RNA, 501 nt
Organism: Eruca vesicaria subsp. sativa (arugula)
Lineage: Eukaryota; Viridiplantae; Streptophyta; Magnoliopsida; Brassicales; Brassicaceae
Source: the annotation of a GenBank genome assembly